AUGCUCCUUGGAAGCUCUUCAGGUUCAGAUCCCUGGCUGCUUCGUCACUUUCGAUUCGAUGAACUAGGCUUGCGGAGCUUCCACAAAUUGCAUGUCCGAAAUGCUGGGGGCGUGCCGACGGCGGACAAGAUCCCAGUACACUUUCUGCUCAGCUCAGACGCUCUGUAUCGAAGUUCAAUUGCCGAAGCAAAGGCCAUGGAGUUGCGUAGGCGACUGGAAUAUUUGGUGCCGCAGUCCACAGGGGCUCGGCUUGUUCGUCUAUUUCACAGGUAUGUCUUCGAGAUGCUUCCCAUAGUUUCUCGGACGGCAAUGCGUUUGACAUCGCAGGAUGCCCUCCCACAGCCAGUCAUCCUAACAGAAACACCAACGCAUCUUCUGGCCGCUUUGUAUGGUUCGGCUAUCCCGUUCGCCCACCAAGACGAUCAUCUGGUAGCCCUUUCUGCUUGUGAUCCCAUCAAUCUGGACGAUGUAUGGGAGAUAUGUUAUGCAAGCCUGCAAGAGGAAUUCUGCAAGCCCCAUCUGCAUGUUCUUCAAGCUGCAAUCUUGUACCUUCACAGGACCCAUGAGAGCCCGCGACAGUCUGCUUUUACGGAUACGUCGUCCAUUUGGCCGUUUAUGGGAACAGUCGCAGGACUAGCACAUAACCUAGGCCUGCAUUUGGAGUGUAGGAUGAUGGGUCUUCCUGCUCAGGAGAAGCGACUACGGCGAAGGUUAUGGUGGGCAGUCUUUAUACAAGACAAGUUCCUCUCACUCCAUACAGGUCGGCCCCCUUAUAUUCGUAAAGAUGAGUGGGAUGUUGGCGAGCUUGACGACUUUGACUUCUUGCCGUGGAACCAGACGAAUGCUUCGAAGGCGUCUCCGUUUCGGGACAUGGCUAGACUCUCCCUGAUCGCAGAGACACUUCAGGCGGACUUGUAUUCCCUGAAGUCAUGCCAGAAGCUGGCUGAGAACCUACCUGAUUCUAUCCAAGCUGCGCGACCUAUCUUUGAUGCCUUACAUCAGUGGCGGGCGUCCGUCCCGAUACCAGAGUCAUUUCACGAGUCAAGGGUCUUGAUCAAUGAGAACCAAAAUUCAUACCCGGCUUGCAUAUCUCUCUCAUACCUUUCGCUGGUCGCGUAUACAUGGCGAGCCCUACUUCGGCCGACAGUUCGAUCAGCCCCUCCCCCUCAGAUCAUAGAUGUUGACGCUGAGCCGCAGACGUUCCCAGAUACAGGGUUCCUCUUUGAGGACCUUAGCUGGAAUUUCUCUGAUUUUCCGGAGCUGGAGCUGCAGCUUGAGGACGGGGCUCCGGACUCGAGUGCAACAAUCAAGGAGCUAUAUCAAGCGGCACAGACUUGGGCAGAAACACUGGUCAAGUUUACAGUCUGUCUGACCUCCAGCGAGUUUGGCCAAUUCUGGUAUUCAUGGUCCAGAUUCGGUUUGGUAGUGGCCUCCAAUUUCCUCUUGUUGUUGCUAGUUCAGGCCCCCAAUGCUGAAAGUAGCGUGCGAGUCAGAGAACUACUUGAGAUAUGGCGUCAGCUUGUCAAAGAUCAUGCCAAGGUCUCUCCACUGUUCCUCUUAACUGCGAAAGAGAUGGGCCAGGUCUAUCAAACAGGGAUUGCAGACAUGUUUUGUAUACCUUCUCACGUACAAGCCAUUUUGUAA
Molecule: messenger RNA, 1644 nt
Organism: Colletotrichum siamense
Lineage: Eukaryota; Fungi; Ascomycota; Sordariomycetes; Glomerellales; Glomerellaceae
Product: putative transcriptional regulatory protein
Exons: 4
Coding region: 1-1644 (547 amino acids)
Biological process (GO): DNA-templated transcription
Cellular component (GO): nucleus
Molecular function (GO): DNA binding; zinc ion binding
Source: RefSeq, a predicted model, not a curated record